AUGUCCCCAGCAAAGGAUAUCAAGGAUAGUGAUAUUUGGUACAGGUUGCAAUGGGUGAGUAUAGGGUUUGGGACAUUUGGCAGGGAAGACCAGGUUGAAGUGAUGCAGGGACUGAAGCAAAUGGGAGUGGGCAGAGCAGUCAAAUUGGUGUGCACAAGCAAAGUGAUGAGCAGGGGGCCAGUAAAGAGGUUGAGAGACCGUGGGAAAAAGUCGGGAUCGUUGCAAUUUGAAUGGUUCGGCGAAUUUCCCAACACUGAGGAAGAUGUGUCCUACGUUCAAUUACCCCUUCCUAAUGGGAUCGAGUGGAAAAUCCGAAUUUUUCCCAGUGGCAGGGCGAGCAUGACAAGCUUUGGAUACUUCUUGCAACCAGUCGGAGAUGAUGGAGUUCCUCGUGUGCCUAAUGGUUUUAAUGUCCGACUGGGAUCUGGAGGGCCUCCAAUUGACAGUUGGGAACAAAGGUUCAACAAGUGUUGCAAUAUCACUGUGCCACCCAUUAAUGAGAACGAAAAGUGGUUUUUCCAAGAAGGUCAGAAGGUAGUUGUUUGUCACCAUCAGGAGGUAGUCGGAGAAGUCCAAAUUCCUAUCCAUCCUGAUCGGGAAAGGCAACGAGAUCGACGAAGAAACAAUGGAAGGCCUAUACAGGAAGAUGGUGGUGACAAGGUCCCAUUGAUGGUAAAAAAAAAAUUUAUGAAGAAAGCAGAAAGCCUCAACAGGGAUUCGAACCCUGGCCUAUUGAUAAUAUAUGAUGUCGACAGCUGA
This is a messenger RNA of Lentinula edodes (shiitake mushroom), 759 nucleotides long. RefSeq lists its product as uncharacterized. The transcript is spliced from 5 exons. Lineage: Eukaryota; Fungi; Basidiomycota; Agaricomycetes; Agaricales; Omphalotaceae. The record is from RefSeq and is a predicted model, not a curated record. The coding region runs from base 1 to 759 and encodes 252 amino acids.